Messenger RNA from Pistacia vera, 1280 nucleotides. RefSeq lists its product as uncharacterized. The record is from RefSeq and is a predicted model, not a curated record. Gene Ontology annotation, molecular function: S-adenosylmethionine-dependent methyltransferase activity. Lineage: Eukaryota; Viridiplantae; Streptophyta; Magnoliopsida; Sapindales; Anacardiaceae. The transcript is spliced from 8 exons. Bases 72 to 1067 code for a protein of 331 amino acids.
AAGAGGAGAGGAAGUGGUUUGCGUCACCAUUUCUUCAACAAAUAACGAACUCACUCUCUCACACAAAUUUCAUGGCAAUGGCUUCUUCCUCUUCUCUCCAUCAACUACUCUUCCCAAAACACCGCUACCUUUCUCGUAAUUCCAUAUUUGCCGCUCCUCUCCGCUUUUCUUCCCCCGUUCGCGCCACUGCCACCUCCUCCGUCACUCUUCAACAGGAUGUGACUAAAACUUUGGAGGCUGACUUGUUCUGUUGCCCAAUUUGUUAUCAACCGCUCAUAAGAAAAGGACCGCCUGGUCUUAACUUGCCAGCUAUUUAUAGGUCUGGUUUCAAGUGUGAUAAGUGUGACAGGUCAUAUUCCAGUAAAGAUAACUAUCUUGAUCUCACUCUUAUUUCUGGAUUGAAGGACUACGUUGAAGUCAAACCAGCUUCUACUGAGCUAUUCCGGAGUCCAUUUGUAUCGUUUUUGUACGAAAGGGGCUGGCGUCAGAAUUUCAACCGAAGUGGCUUCCCUGGUCCUGAUGAAGAGUUCAAAAUGGCUCAGGAAUACUUCAAACCUGUCGAAGGUGGCCUUCUUGUAGAUGUUAGCUGUGGGAGUGGUUUGUUCACCAGAAAAUUUGCAAAAUCAGGGACAUAUUCUGGUGUCAUUGCUCUUGAUUUUUCAGAGAGUAUGCUUCGCCAAAGUUAUGAUUUCAUUAAGCAAGAUGACACCAUUUUGACUUCCAAUCUUGCUCUUGUUAGGGCAGAUGUUUCUAGGCUUCCCUUCUCAUCUGGUUCUGUUGAUGCUGUUCAUGCUGGGGCAGCCUUACACUGCUGGCCCUCUCCUUCCAACGCUAUUGCUGAAAUCAGUCGUAUAUUGCGAAGUGGUGGGGUAUUUGUUGGAACCACUUUUCUUAGAUACACUUCUUCCACUCCCUGGAUAGGACGGGCUCUGAGACAGAGGAUUUUGCAGAACUAUAGUUAUUUAACUGAAGAAGAGAUUGAAGACGUGUGCACAUCAUGUGGUCUAACCAACUACUCAAGCAAAGUUCAACAAUCUUUCAUCAUGUUUUCUGCUCAGAAGCCUUGAAACUGGGUGAUUGAUUUGAAUUACAUAUUCUCCAUACUUGGCAGUAUCAUUACAUGAUGGUCAGAAUUGAUAAAUUUGUAUAUACAUAUAUAAAUUUAGUAAAUAAUACCUGAAAAAGUGAUAACUUGGGAAGACGUAAAGUGUGAUUAUUAAUGGAACUUGAAACUCAAAUAUGUUUAUAUGAGAAUAGAGAUUAGAAGUAAGAAGAUAACA